AUAUCGAUUUGUUGACUUUUCGUGUUUUUUUUUUCGUGCCACUAAUUAAGUAUUUUAUAUUGGAUAAAUUGUUUUUGUCCGGUCUCGCAAUUAUGAGAGAAACCAAACCACAAGCCUUGUUUUUCUCAGCUCAUCGUUGACUUUAAAACUGGACAAAUUGGAUCAGAGCUUUUCUCCCAUGGAAUCAUCUUCUCCAUCUUCAGCAGAGUUCGAUGUGUUUCUCAGUUUCAGAGGCUUUGACACACGCAACAACUUCACCGGUCAUCUCCAAAAAGCACUUCGUCUAAGAGGAAUCGACUCAUUCAUCGACGACAGACUCCGUCGAGGAGACAAUCUCACUGCGCUUUUCGAUAGAAUCGAGAAAUCCAAGAUUGCAAUCAUCGUCUUCUCCACGAACUAUGCAAAUUCUGCGUGGUGUCUUCGAGAGUUAGUGAAGAUCCUCGAAUGUAGGAACAGCAACCAACAGCUAGUGGUACCAAUCUUCUACAAAGUUGACAAAUCGGACGUCGAGAAACAGAGGAAUAGUUUUGCGGUGCCGUUCAAGUUACCAGAAUUGACUUUUCCCGGAGUUACGCCGGAAGAAAUUUCAUCGUGGAAGGCUGCUCUUGCCUCAGCAUCCAACAUCCUAGGUUAUGUAGUCAAGGAAAUUAGCACGUCUGAGGCCAAACUUGUUGAUGAAAUAGCCGUUGACACAUUCAAGAAGUUGAAUGAUUUGGCUCCAAGCGGGAACGAAGGUCUCGUGGGGAUAGAAUCGCGUCUGAAGAAUCUUGAAAAGUUGUUAUCAUGGGAGGAUUUGGAUACCGUUCAUAUCAUAGGCAUUGUUGGAAUGGUUGGGAUUGGGAAAACGACUCUUGCUGAUUGUUUGUAUGGACGUAUGCGUGGUCAGUUCGACGGUAGCUGCUUCCUUACUAAUAUCCGCGAAAAUUCAGGUAGAAGCGGGUUAGAAUCUUUGCUGCAGAAACUCUUUUCCACUGUACUUAAUGAUAGAGAUUUGGAGAUUGGAGCUCCUGGAAAUGCACAUGAGAGAUUUGAGCGGCGGCUUAAGAGCAAGAGGCUACUUAUUGUGCUUGAUGAUGUGAAUGAUGAAAAGCAAAUCAGAUAUCUUAUGGGGCAUUGCAAAUGGUAUCAAGGAGGAAGUAGAAUUAUCAUUACUACUAGAGAUAGUAAACUGAUUGAGACGAUCAAAGGCCGAAAAUACGUGCUCCCGAAAUUGAAUGAUAGAGAAGCCUUGAAGCUCUUUAGCUUGAAUGCUUUUAGUAACUCUUUCCCUUUGAAAGAGUUCGAAGGUUUGACAAAUAUGGUUCUUGAUUACGCUAAAGGCCACCCUUUGGCUCUUAAGGUGUUAGGAUCUGAUCUUUGUGAGAGGGAUGAUCUGUACUGGGAAGCUAAACUGGAUAGACUGAAAAGUAGAUCACAUGGAGAUAUCUACGAAGUUCUAGAAACAAGCUAUGAGGAGCUUACCACUGAACAGAAGAAUGUUUUUCUGGAUAUUGCAUGUUUCUUCAGAUCAGAGAAUGUGGAUUACGUGACAAGCCUUCUCAACAGUCAUGGUGUGGACGUCUCUGGCGUGGUAAAGGAUCUCGUUGACAAAUGUCUGAUCACUCUUUCUGAUAAUCGCAUCGAGAUGCAUGACAUGUUGCAAACGAUGGCCAAGGAGAUUAGUUUAAAAGUAGAAACAAUAGGUAUAAGAGACUGUAGGUGGCUAUCACGACAUGGUAACCAGUGCCAAUGGCAUAUCAGAUUAUGGGACAGUGAAGAUAUUUGUGACCUGCUAACCGAAGGCCUGGGAACUGAUAAGAUAAGAGGCAUUUUUCUCGACACAUCAAAACUAAGAGCAAUGCGUCUAAGUGCCAAAGCCUUCCAAGGGAUGUACAAUCUCAAAUACUUGAAAAUUUAUGAUUCUCAUUGUUCCCGUGGAUGCGAAGCAGAGUUUAAACUACACUUGCGGAGGGGACUUAGUUUCCUUCCUAACGAGCUUACAUAUCUACACUGGCAUGGUUAUCCACUACAGAGUAUCCCUCUAGACUUUGACCCUAAGAAUCUUGUAGACCUUAAAUUGCCACAUAGUCAAUUAGAAGAAAUUUGGGAUGAUGAAAAGGAUGUUGGAAUGCUCAAAUGGGUCGACCUUAGUCAUUCUAUAAAUUUACGUCAGUGUUUGGGUUUGGCUAAUGCUCAUAAUCUUGAGAGGUUGAAUCUAGAAGGAUGUACAAGUUUGAAAAAAUUGCCGUCAACGAUAAAUUGUUUGGAGAAGCUUAUAUACCUCAAUCUCAGGGAUUGCACAAGCCUUAGGAGUCUUCCAAAAGGAAUCAAAACUCAAUCCUUGCAAACUCUUAUUCUCAGUGGCUGCUCCAGCUUAAAGAAAUUCCCACUGAUCUCGGAAAAUGUUGAAGUUCUACUUUUAGAUGGCACUGUUAUAAAGAGCCUUCCCGAAUCCAUUCAAACCUUUAGAAGACUUGCUUUGCUGAAUCUGAAGAACUGCAAAAAGCUGAAGCAUCUUUCUUCUGAUCUUUAUAAGCUGAAAUGUCUUCAAGAGCUAAUACUCUCAGGUUGCUCACAACUAGAGGUUUUUCCAGAAAUUAAGGAAGACAUGGAAUCUUUGGAGAUUUUACUUAUGGAUGAUACAUCCAUCACAGAGAUGCCAAAGAUGAUGCAUUUGAGCAAUAUCAAGACAUUUUCGUUAUGUGGUACAAGCAGUCACGUUUCUGUUAGUAUGUUCUUCAUGCCACCUACAUUGGGCUGCUCUCGGUUAACAGAUCUUUACCUCUCAAGAUGCAGUCUCUACAAACUCCCAGAUAAUAUCGGUGGCCUAUCCUCUUUGCAGUCUUUAUGCUUAAGCGGAAACAACAUCGAGAAUCUUCCAGAAAGCUUCAACCAACUUAACAAUCUGAAAUGGUUUGAUCUUAAGUUUUGCAAAAUGCUCAAGUCUCUACCAGUCCUUCCACAAAACCUGCAGUAUCUGGAUGCACACGAAUGCGAGUCACUUGAAACUUUGGCAAAUCCAUUGACGCCUUUGACAGUAGGAGAGAGAAUCCAUUCUAUGUUCAUCUUUAGCAACUGUUACAAACUGAACCAAGACGCACAAGCGAGUCUCGUGGGUCAUGCUCGAAUCAAAAGUCAGUUAAUGGCUAAUGCUUCUGCAAAACGUUAUUAUCGGGGAUUUGUUCCGGAGCCUCUGGUUGGUAUCUGUUACCCGGCCACUGAAAUACCGAGUUGGUUCUGCCACCAAAGACUAGGACGUUCACUAGAAAUCCCAUUGCCUCCGCACUGGUGUGAUAUUAACUUUGUUGGACUUGCGUUAUCUGUAGUUGUCUCAUUCAAGGACUAUGAAGACAGUGCGAAACGUUUCUCGGUAAAGUGUUGUGGCAACUUCGAGAACAAAGACAGUUCCUUCACGAGAUUUGAUUUCACUCUCGCAGGCUGGAACGAACCAUGUGGAUCCCUUAGCCAUGAAUCAAGAAAGCUCACUUCUGACCACGUUUUCAUGGGAUACAACAGUUGUUUUCUCGUCAAAAAUGUCCAUGGAGAGAGUAACAGCUGUUGCUACACAAAGGCUUCGUUCGAAUUCUAUGUGACAGAUGAUGAAACAAGGAAGAAGAUAGAAACUUGUGAAGUGAUAAAAUGUGGGAUGAGUUUAAUGUAUGUUCCUGAAGAUGAUGAUUGUAUGUUGCUAAAGAAGACAAAUAUAGUUCAGCUGAGUUUGAAGAGCGGACCAAGUUGUUCCUACGAUCUUGAUGAUGUUAUGGAUGACGUUAGACCCAAGAGAGGACUUUGCCAGUUUGUUGGUGGUGAAGAACCAGGUUGUAAGAGAAGGAAGGAGGAGAAGAUCACAGUGAGAUAGAAUCUUAAGUUAUGUCAAAAAUUUUGUUUUAUUAAAUGUCAGUACACAUCACCAUUAACAGAAAAAGAGAGAAUGUGCAAUACUGAUUUAAACUAUGGACAGCUACUAAAAUAAUCAGGUAAUCAUUAUGUGCAUCCAUAUAUUCAAGAACCGUAUAUCUAUUAAAGAUCAACAAUGACAACAAGAAAACAAAGAUGAUCUUAGAACUUUAAACUUGUGAAUGAAUAUCUUGGCUUUCAUUAUGCAGCUAGAAAGAACCGAACUUUGGAGCUAUAAGCUAAUUUCGAAAUGUCGAUUCCACAUAUGGAGCUAGAACUACACACAUACAUAGAAG
Arabidopsis thaliana (thale cress) is the source of this 4172-nucleotide messenger RNA. Its product is annotated as Disease resistance protein (TIR-NBS-LRR class) family. The record is from RefSeq and is marked reviewed. Gene Ontology annotation, biological process: defense response; defense response to bacterium; signal transduction. Lineage: Eukaryota; Viridiplantae; Streptophyta; Magnoliopsida; Brassicales; Brassicaceae. The transcript has 5 exons. Gene Ontology annotation, molecular function: ADP binding; NAD+ nucleosidase activity, cyclic ADP-ribose generating. The coding region runs from base 179 to 3838 and encodes 1219 amino acids.